Mus caroli (Ryukyu mouse) is the source of this 2923-nucleotide messenger RNA. The record is from RefSeq and is a predicted model, not a curated record. Lineage: Eukaryota; Metazoa; Chordata; Mammalia; Rodentia; Muridae.
ACCACCGCCACCGCCGCCGCGUGCUCCUGCUGCCUUCUCGCUUCAGCCGAGCCAGCCAGAGGAACGAGGGGGGGGGUGGCAGAGAGAGAGAGAGAGAGAGAGAGAGAGAGAGAGAGAGAGAGAGAGAGAGAGAGAGAGAGAGAGAGUCGGCGAAGCAAGCGGAGCGGGGACACGGAGCCUUUGCUCCGGAACCAGCGGAAACCUCCUCGGACAGCAGUCGGGCGCCUGCCCCAGCAGCUCGCGUGGUCUCCGGAGACGCCGCGGCCGCCACCGCCGCUCCAACCCGGCCUCUCGCGCCCCUUGCCGCCGGCUCGCCUGGGCGGCCGGGAUGCAGCCGGGGCAUGGCCGCCGGGGCCCCGUCACCUGCCGCGGGGAACGCUGAACCCGUUGAAAAGCUGCCUGUGAGAACCUAGUGCUCUUUCACGAUCCCACUCUGCGUGGGCACACACACACUCCAUACUGAGGAAGCCUCAUCAGUUCUUCCACGGGCCCCUGGCUACAGGAAAGUAGACGGCACCCCAACAGAUUGACAUCAGAAGGACCAGGGGGAAUUCUGCCGGCCUUCCCAGAGCUGGCCCACAGGCCUCCUUAGCGGGAACCUGUCCGAGGAGUGGCCAGUUCUGCAAACAGAGAGCCCAGAGCGCCUCCGGGAAAAUUGGCUGAAUAAAAGGGCAAUCAGGACGCCACGGCUCCACCUGAAGCGAUGGCCCAGCCCUACCCCCCUGCCCAGUACCCUCCUCCACCUCAGAAUGGAAUCCCAGCUGAAUAUGCCCCACCUCCGCCUCACCCCACCCAGGACUACUCCGGCCAGACCCCUGUUCCCCCCGAGCACGGCAUGACCCUCUACACACCCGCACAGACUCAUCCUGAGCAGCCAGGCACUGAGGCCAGCACACAGCCCAUUGCUGGGACCCAGACGGUGCCGGCAGAUGAAGCCGCACAGACAGACAGCCAGCAGCUCCACCCUUCCGACCCCACGGAGAAGCAGCAGCCCAAACGACUACAUGUCUCCAACAUCCCCUUCCGGUUCAGGGACCCCGACCUGCGGCAAAUGUUCGGGCAAUUCGGGAAAAUUUUAGACGUGGAGAUCAUUUUUAACGAGCGGGGCUCCAAGGGUUUUGGGUUUGUAACUUUUGAAACUAGCUCAGAUGCUGACCGAGCCCGGGAGAAGCUGAAUGGGACGAUCGUAGAGGGACGGAAAAUUGAGGUCAAUAAUGCCACAGCCCGGGUCAUGACCAAUAAGAAGCCUGGGAACCCAUAUGCCAAUGGCUGGAAGCUAAACCCUGUGGUAGGAACAGUCUAUGGGCCUGAAUUCUAUGCAGUGACCAGUUUCCCCUACCCCACCACGGGCACCGCCGUCGCCUACCGGGGUGCGCACCUGCGGGGCCGGGGCCGUGCUGUGUAUAAUACAUUUCGAGCUGCACCACCUCCGCCCCCCAUUCCAACUUACGGAGCGGCACUGGAGCAAACGCUUGUUAAAAUGCCAGUCCCGUGGGCGGGGCUGGCACCGUGCCCCCUCCCUCCUCAGCAGACACCGGAGCCGGCCUACCCCACCUCUCCAGCGUUCCCACCACUCUCUUGUCCGUUUGCUUCCAGGGUCGUGUAUCAGGAUGGAUUUUAUGGUGCUGAGAUUUAUGGAGGCUAUGCAGCUUACAGAUAUGCUCAGCCAGCAGCCGCCGCCGCAGCAGCCUACAGUGACAGUUAUGGUAGAGUCUAUGCCGCCGCUGAUCCUUACCAUCACGCCAUCGGCCCCACAGCAACCUACAGCAUUGGAACCAUGUGAAACCUUCCACCGCCUCCUUCUCGGACCAUGAAGGGCAAAAACAAAAAAACAAAAAAAAUCACAAAACAAAAAACAAAACAAAAAAAGAUGUUAAGAUCCAAGCAACAACAGCAACAACAACAAAUACCAACCAAACCAAGAGGCAUCCAACCAAGUCCAAGUCCACGUCUGGCCUUCACCCGCACCGAGGGAGCUCGUCCCCCAGGGGGCGCCGGAGAGUGGCUUUGCCUGGCUGGCGGUGUAGUGGGGACGCGGCCAGACACUGGGGAAGACCUGGAGGGGGAACGUGGCCAGUGGGUGUGGGGCGGGGGGCUCCGGUAUCUAUCCAGUCUUCCUUUCCCACCCUGCUCCCCAGACAGGGGGUUCCUAGGGUGGACCAGACCCCUGAGAAGGAGCGGCCAGCUGACUUGGGCUAUUGCCUGCUGAGCCCUGAAGGGGCUGGAGCAGUUAGGGGCCAGCGGCUUAUCACUCAUCCCAGGUCUGCAGCCUGGCCUCAUUGAAUGUUGCUGCCAGUGCCGUCAGCUAUCCAACCAGCCGCCCUGGGUUCCAACUCCCAAUGCAAAGGGCUGACACGGCUCCAGAACUCUGGGGCACCCCAUGCUCUGCUCCUCUAUGUGAGAAAGCUUCCAGCUACAAAGAACAAAGAAAGCCCAGCCAGCGAGGACCCAGUCCUCACGCUGUGAACGUGGACAGGUGGGCCCUCGGGCACAGGGUUGUUUGUCGUGGCAGCCUCCCUGAAGGAGGCUCCGUGGGCUUGAAGGCCAGCCUCAGCUGUCUGCUAGGACCCAGCCCUCCUUUCCACUCCCUUCUGUAGGCUCCAUUCUGCUGGGGAGUGGGGAUUGAGAAGGGCCAGUCCUGGGCUGCACCUCGAGGUUGGGAGUCAAGGUGCUGUGGGUCUGGAGGACCACAGUCAGAGCAGGACCCAUGGGAAAGGCAAGGGAUGGGGAAGGUCUGGGCUGGCCCUGCCACGGGGAAGGCCGGCCGGGCUGCAGCCCGUUUGCUCCCUGGGCAGGUAAAGUGCGGGAGUCACGGGAAAGCAGCAGGCCCAGUGGAUGGAACAGGGAAGAGGUAUCAAGAAGCCCCUGGGCAAGGCAGGGAUAGGUGGAGUAGGGUUAACAGCAAAAAAGAAAAAAAAAAAAA